This is a messenger RNA of Nerophis lumbriciformis (worm pipefish), 2144 nucleotides long. It is a transcript of the gene prkar2aa, whose product is annotated as protein kinase, cAMP-dependent, regulatory, type II, alpha A. Gene Ontology annotation, cellular component: cAMP-dependent protein kinase complex; cytosol. Gene Ontology annotation, molecular function: cAMP binding; protein kinase A catalytic subunit binding; cAMP-dependent protein kinase inhibitor activity. NCBI's taxonomy places the organism in Eukaryota, Metazoa, Chordata, Actinopteri, Syngnathiformes, Syngnathidae. The record is from RefSeq and is a predicted model, not a curated record. Gene Ontology annotation, biological process: negative regulation of cAMP-dependent protein kinase activity.
CAUUCUCGCACUGACAGGCUGUGGAGUCUCUUCUCUGGCCGGGGGAGGAGGACGAGUCCUUCCAUUUAUGCACGCGUCUCCACGUUACAACCAGCACUUUAACAUCGCUCUAAAAACGACACGUUUUGUGAGGGGCUUUUUUUUUUUUUUUUUUUUUGGUGUGUUUGUGUGUGUGUUUUUUCUAAAAAAAAAAACCCGCCUUGUAUCAGAUACGAUACAAGCUGUUAGCUAGUUAGCCGGAUAGCUUGUGGGCUAGCCAGCUCUCUCCCCGCCCUCAACACGGUGCGUGGUCGUCGUGCCAAACUGCAGCCGAGAAGCGCGACUUUUUCUUUCUUUUCUUUUUUUUUUCUUCCCCCCCCUUCGCCUUCGACCGACGUCGUCGAGCCGGCACGUUAGCAAAGGUGACGCCAGCGACAUAGUGGGCGCUACGUGGGGAGAGACGUGUCUUCUGACAGCAGGGAUACGUCGGCUGUCCUCCCCGCCUCUGGCUGACAGCUCGGGCUGCUGAGACGGAAGACGACGCGGCGAAGGAGGGGAUUGGCGACUUUAUAGCCGGUGAGCUCGAUUUGCACAUUGUCAACAAGCGCUGCGACUGAGCCACACGCACACACACACACACACACACGCACACACGCACACGCACACACGCACACACACACACAACCAUGAGUAUUGAGAUUCCGGUGGGGUUGACAGAACUGCUGCAAGGCUACACCGUGGAGGUGCUGCGACAACGGCCGUCGGACCUGGUGGAUUUUGCCAUACAGUACUUCACCCGCUUGCGGGACACGAGGAGUCAAGAUGGCGCCAGCGAGGGCGGCAAGACGGGGAAAGGAGUGAUGUUCGAUGGGGAGCCGAUGCAGACCGAGUCUAACGGAGACGACGACGAGGACGACGACUCUGACUUCGAGCCCCCACCGCCAAGCAGAUUCAGCAGAAGAGUGUCAGUGUGUGCAGAGGCGUUCAACCCGGAUGACGAUGAUGAGGACACCGAACCCAGAGUGGUUCAUCCAAAAACCGAUGAACAGCGCUGCAGACUGCAGGAGGCCUGUCGGGACAUCCUGCUUUUCAAAACACUGGACCAGGAGCAGUUCUCUGAGGUGCUGGACGCAAUGUUUGAAUCACGGGUGCAGCCCCAAGACCAUGUCAUCGACCAGGGAGACGACGGGGACAACUUUUAUGUCAUCGAGCGAGGCAUCUAUGACAUCGUGGUUUCUGGGACAUGCGUGGGCCAAUACGACAAUAAGGGCAGCUUUGGGGAGCUGGCACUCAUGUACAACACACCUCGUGCGGCGACCAUCGUCGCCACCCAGGAGGGGGCUCUAUGGGGGCUGGAUCGUUCCACAUUUCGAAGACUCAUUGUGAAGAACAAUGCCAAGAAGAGGAGGAUGUACGAGUGCUUCAUUGAGUCCGUGCCCUUACUCAAAUCCCUGGAUGCAACAGAAAGGAUGAAGAUAGUGGAUGUAUUGGGGGCAAAGCAGUUCUCAGAUGGCGAGCGCAUUAUCACACAGGGAGACAGUGCUGACUGCUUCUACAUUGUAGAAUCCGGGGAGGUGAAGAUCAUGAUGAAGAGUAAAACGAAGGCGGACCAUGCAGACAAUGCGGAGGUGGAGAUAGCGCGCUGUAGCAGGGGUCAAUACUUCGGGGAGCUGGCCUUGGUCACGAACAAGCCCAGGGCCGCUUCAGCCUACGCGGUGGGCAAUGUCAAGUGUUUGGUAAUAGACAUACAAGCGUUCGAGCGCCUCCUGGGCUCCUGUAAAGAGAUCAUGAAGAGGAACAUCGCCCACUACGAGGAGCAGCUGGUGGCCCUGUUCGGCUCGAGCAUGGACCUGAGAGACUGAGCCUCCCACUCCACCCUCCGUGCCUUCAAUUACACACACACACACACACACACACACACACACACACACACACACACACACACACACACACACACACACACACACACUAGACGACAUACAGGGGCAACUCACCAUAAGCUUUACCCAGAUCGUCCAAACACCAUUAGAAAUUGUAGUUAUUCCACAUGUAAAUGAGUACAUCAUCAUUUCAGUGAGCUUUAGGUCAUAAAAUUGUGUUGUUCCACGACCGCCUCAAGCUUUCAGUAUGACACACACACACACACACACACACACACACACACA